Molecule: messenger RNA, 504 nt
Organism: Aspergillus bombycis
Lineage: Eukaryota; Fungi; Ascomycota; Eurotiomycetes; Eurotiales; Aspergillaceae
Exons: 2
Coding region: 1-504 (167 amino acids)
Biological process (GO): autophagy of mitochondrion
Cellular component (GO): mitochondrial outer membrane
Source: RefSeq, a predicted model, not a curated record
AUGUCAUUCCUCCUCACCCGCACCUCAGCCGUCCUGGGCGUCGGACUCGGUCUCUCCCUGAGUCCGCUCUCCCCCUUCCGUUCCACCCCAAUGCAAUGCCAAUAUAGCGCCCCCUACUACCAACCCGAGUCACAAACCUCCCCAGACUCAGGGUGGGCCGUUGACCGCAGCGACCCCGGGCUACUCAAGCAGGGCGCCACGAAACACAAUUCUCCAAGCGGAUGGUUAACGGCAUCCAAUAUGCGACAGGUGAGUCUGGGGAGUAUCCUCGGGCUGGUUGUGGGGGUGGGAUUGAGGGCGUUCUCGAGGGUUUUGGUUGUGCUUUUGGGCAUGGGAGUUGUGUUUGUUGAGUGGGCAGCUGCGAAUGGGUAUAAUGUGAUUCCUGUGAACCGGUUGCAGGGGCUUGUUAAAGGGGUGAAUUUACAGAAGGCUGUGUCGCAGCAUAAGCCAUUUAAGAUCAGUUUUGGGGCUACGAUGGCGCUGGCGGCGUUUGCGCAGUUUUGA